Molecule: messenger RNA, 9387 nt
Organism: Acanthochromis polyacanthus (spiny chromis)
Lineage: Eukaryota; Metazoa; Chordata; Actinopteri; Pomacentridae
Product: ataxin-1-like
Exons: 3
Coding region: 1680-4151 (823 amino acids)
Biological process (GO): negative regulation of transcription by RNA polymerase II; nervous system development
Cellular component (GO): nucleus
Molecular function (GO): protein binding; RNA binding
Source: RefSeq, a predicted model, not a curated record
UAUUUUUGGCAGUCAGAAGAGUUUGGCUCCAUCUAGUGUGUAUUCGCUGCUCAUGCAGACAGGCGUCGCCUCUGAAUCCGCUCUACUGUAAUGUAUUUUCAGUUAAAAUGAGUGUGUGUGAUGUUCAUUCAUCAUCGCAGAGAGAAAAUCACUCAGUCUGCCCGUGACAUGAAUCAGUCUCCUCUAAGUCGAGCCUGAAUCGGCUCCUUUCUGGGACACUUUUUCUCCGUACUGAGAAUUUUCUGGCAUAUUAGAGGCGACUGUGGAAGCUCCAAUUGUUGGCAAGUGUUGACAUGCUGAUUGUGUUAGGGCCCACUAAGUGGCAGCUUCAGCUGACAGCCACAGAUGGUGCUCCUAGAUUACAGAGUGACCCCCACCACCCCCUACCCAGUUGCCAUGCAUCAUGCCAUAGGCGGUGGAAUAAUACAGUGCAACUCCCCGUCACCGAGAGCUUCGGUGAGGACCAGAAAGUGUGGGCAGAAGCUACCCACUUCCAUUACUGUGCUGUAUAUUGAUGAGUGAGUGGAGCUCGAUUUGGAGUCGAGGCGUGUUUGUAAUCUAUUUUUAUAGUGAGGAUGUGCAGGAGGAAGCUUUUAGGAAAGCUCAAGGGGAGAUUCAUCACUCCGGUUCACCUUUCUUUUGUUGUGUGUGUGUGUGUGUGUGAAGCUACUUCACGUUGCAGUGAGUAAGAAUUGUUGUAAAAGCCAGUGUGUAAAUCACACCGAGGUUCAUCCACGGUUGUGUAAAUGUGGAACCUGCUCAAGUUUGAGUGUGAAAAUAACCGAAAGCAUCCCUUUUUAUAGAGGCGAUCCAUCAAAUUAUAAUCUUUUGCUCAAUUCUAUGUAGAGGAGAUGAGCUAUAAGUGUGUUUUCUAUGUCCUGUGUUGCUCCACGCUUGGAAAAACUCUAGUUCCUUGCUGCCACAUGGCGUGCCAUACGGUGUUGAGUUGACGUGGUGUCCAGCCUGAGUUCCUGCCACCCUUUCUGGCUCUUCGAACAAGGGAGUCAUGUACAGGCAGCUCACAGCUUUCAGUCACAGCCAUGUGUCUCCGUCUGAGCAGAGCCGUGCUCAGGCCACAGGGACGAGGUAAACAGUCUGGGCUCCAGAUAUUCUCUGUGAAUGAUAAAGUUUGUGUUGUUAAAGUCUUCGUUUGCUCAUUAGAUCUUCCCGAGCGGCAGCUGGCGGCUACAGCUACUCACUCACAGCAGCCGGCUGCAGGUGCUUAGAAGUCGUGGAAGGUGGCUGUGGGCUGAAACGCUGCUCCUUGUCGUCGUUGCUGUUCCUCCCAGUGUGUCUCCGCCUGUUGGUAUUCCUCUCGAGUGGAGGCAGUAAUUACAGGCUGGCUGAGUGCAAAGGGGCUGCUGAUGAAGAGGAGACCUGUUGACUGGGGAGGGAAUCGAAAUGCCUGCUCCAACACUAGAGGUGCUCGAGAUUCCUGUCAACAUCGUGGAAGAGGUACAUCGGUCAGAGAUGAUUCCUCAUGAAGUCUAUGGAGCUCAUUUGUUGAGCUGGAGUCACUCCAUCUACUCUGGUGUGAGACCUGGAGCCGUCCACCAGUGAACACAAAGAGCAUCAGAGCCGCAAAGCACAAAGAAAGGCUGGACAAAACCACUGGUGAGAUAGUAGCCUCAGAGGAACCUACAAGUCAUACCGGGGGAUAUUAAUACCACAGUGGCAAAAUGAAAGCCAACCAAGAGCGGAGUAAUGGAUGCCUGCCUCCUAAGAAGCGGGAGAUCUUGGCCCUGGAGCAGAGGCCGGUGGUUGUCGCUACAGCAACACCUCCGGCUGCAGUGACUGCUGAUAGUCCACAUACAGAAAACCUAGCGUGGCUGGCCAGUGUAGCCAGUGAACGCUGCAAGUCCAGAGAGGUAGAGAGUCCGAGAUGUCAUGUCUCCUCUACAUCCUCCUCGUCUUCACCUUCCACUUCUAUUCCCUCCUCAGCCACCCCUCUAUCUGCAGUGCCCUUGGCGUCUCUACCUGCAGCCUACCCCACAGCUCUUCCCCAGCAAGCCGGGACGAUCCAGUUUGCUCAGCUGGGACCCAACGUUCAGUUCAUCAGCUCUGGUCCCUACGCCGGCUACAUCUCUUCUCACAUCAUCUCAACGAAUGCUAAUUCUGCACCCAACAGCUCUGCCAUAGUCGGACAGCGUCCCCAGCUGGAUGGUUACACCACUGCCCUCAUCUCCCCCAACACCAAGGGGGAGCAGCAGUUCCAGAUAGGCCUCUCCCCGACAGAGCUGGCUCCCGCAUCGCUACCGAGCUCUCCUCAAGUCACCAGCCAGUACAUCCAUCUGGACAGCAGAACACCUCUGACUGUCAGUGGAAAUGCCGUCACCUCACCCGCGGCCCACCUCCAGCUCCACCCUCACACCGCCGUCCUCCCCCAGACGCUCACCUUCGCUCCCUCACAGCUUGUGGUUCAGUAUGCAGAUGGUUCUGCUGGAAAGAAACCAGAGGGGCAGGCCAAGGGUGUGCUGAACGGGGAACUGGAGGUGGUCAAACAUGCAAAAGCCUCCAGUCAGCCACCAAACCAUCAGCAGGUCCAGAGCUACGAGACCAGACACAUCCUGCUUCCUGCCGACUACGCCCAAAACCCUGCAGGACUCCAGACCUCCCUGGUGCUUGUGGCUCAGCCCAACCAUGGAGCUGAACAUGAACCUGGCUCAAAUAAGAUCUCUUUAGUCCAGACUGAGAAAGGAGGCAUUUGUUUGGGGAAACCAGUGUCCAGAUCGUCCUCUUUCACUUCCCUCUCUUCCUCCGAGGUGGUAAAAUCUGUUGCUCCCCAUACCGUCAUCCAGACCACCAUCCCCCCUGAGGAGCUGCCAGCCAACCUUUACUCGUCCACGCAGCCGCCCAUCAUCGGCUACAUCACCAGCGCAAACCAGCACGCUGUUAGCUACCAUGCGGCGCUGCCACAGCAUCUGGUCAUCCCAAGCGGCCAGUCCCUCCUCAUCCCAGUCAGCAGUGCCAACAACGGCACAGAAAUGGAGGUUAGUCGCACUGUCAGCGCACUGACCGCCACCACUACCCCUCAAAUAUCCACCGCCAUGCCGCACGCCUAUCUGGCCACGGCCCUGUCCAAGUGUGAUGCGCUUGGGCCAGAUGGAAACCAACCACCACCUGCUGUUGCACAGGCUCCAGCAUUGCCAGUGCUGCCCUCAAACCCUGUUCCUACAGUGGUGGCAGCUCCUUCCCCAACUCCCACCAGUGUUUCUACUCCUGCCCCUGCCGCCAUCCAAGCCUCGCCAUCCAUUUCCUCUCCCUCUUCCCCUGUGGCGCUUCCUCCGUUCUUCAUGCGAGGCUCCAUCAUCCAGCUGGCCGAUGGGGAGCUGAAGCGUGUGGAGGACCUCAAGACGGAGGACUUCAUCCAGAGCGCUGAGAUCAGCAGCGAGCUGAAGAUCGACUCCAGCACCGUGGAGCGAAUCGACAGCGGACAAAGUCCUAAUGCUGUGGUCAUUCAGUUUUCUGUGGGAGAGCUCAAAGCCCAGGUGUGUGUGGAAGUGCUGGUGGAAUAUCCUUUCUUCGUUUUCGGCCAAGGCUGGUCGUCGUGUUGCCCCGACCGGACCACGCAGCUGUUUGAACUGUCCUGUGCUAAGCUCUGCGUGGGCGACGUCUGCGUGUCGCUGACCCUCCGCGGUUUGAGGAACGGAUCUCUAACAGACAGCCAGGUUCUGGGGGCGAAGCUGAAGACCGGCCACCUCUCCGACUCCUGCCACAACGUGGACCCCAAUGUAAGGAACAGUGUGAGUCCGAACGCCGCAGGCAGUAACGGCGGCCUCCUCAUGAAGUCCUCCAGCGCCGACCGGCUGGAGAGGCAACACGUUGCCGGAUCGGGACCAGGAGGGGAACUACAGGCGGGAUUAGUUCAAGGACAGGUGGAGGGGAUCUACAGAGCCGGACCAGGAGAAGUAAGACAGGAAUCAGUGAAAACAGACACCCACUCUAAACUGCAAUGUGGCGAUCCAGAGAGACCCACAGUCCGCAAGAGACGCUGGUCAGCCCCAGAGCGAGACCAGACGGAGAGAGCUGAGGACGAGCCUCCCGUGACUCUGCCCAAACCCUCCUUCAUCCCUCAGGAGGUCAAAAUCAGCAUAGAGGGCCACUCUAGUACUGGGAGCGACAGAUGCUUGAACAAAAGAGUAGACUGCUGAGAGAAUUCUGAGGAAUUUUAAAUACCUGUGGUUUGCUUUGUGUUUACCCUCUCCCUCCUCUUGUCUUUUCUCUCUAUCCAGAACUACUGUAAUAUAGACUGAGUUUACGCAGUAUUUACAUGUUUUCUUUCACACGAUAUCUAAGAUGAAGUACAGUCGAGCACCUUCAUGAGUGGUAUCACACACAAGAUCAGUGCAAUCAAUGCUGAAAGCAAAAACGAAUGCAGUGUGAAUGUGGAGCGUGAAUGGCAGUCCGACACCUGAGAGACGUGCGUGUUACAUAUCAUGAGCAGGAUCUCUUUUGUUCAACCUGUUGGAUGCAGACCGCUUAACCGUUUCUCUGAUGACACGAACAAGCACAGACCCCGAUGUUAGCGUGUAGACUAUAUUCAGAGUCUUUGUUUCACUGUUUAGUCUGUUUGAAGAGACGUGAGCGGCGGCAAGGCGGCAGAUCUUUGGUGUUUUAUUGACACUAAAUCAUCCCGGCUGUGAUCUCCGCCGUCUUGUGCACCUUAAUGAAGCUAUUAGUUUAAUAUUAUCGCAUUCAUUUCCAUUUUCAUACCAUUACAAAUGCUACUGCAGGUGGCCUUGUCCCUCUGUGUCGCUGUGUGUUUGUGUGUUUCUCUGUGCGUGCUGUCAAACAGAUCACAGGAUUCAGGUGUGUGUGUGUGUGUGUGUGUGUGUGUGUGUGUGUGUGUGUGUGUGUGUGUGUGUGUGUGUGUGUGUGUGUGUGUGUGUGUGUGUGUGUGUGUGUGUGUGUGUGUGUGUGUGUGUGUGUGUGUGUGUGAUGCUGGUAAACCUGCAAAUCCGAACUGAAAAGGCCUGAAUGUAAACCACUCGAUUUGUCCUCAGAGAGUUAGAUCCCAGUGCUUUUGCAGUAUAUCGGUGACAGCAGUUGCAUUCCUCUGGUGAAGUUGUCUUAGCUGGAUUCAUUGACCUUCAGCUGUAAUCUCAUAUUUCCUCUAAGUGACUGCAUAUUUCACCAGCUUACAUGCAUCUUUCUUUAGCCGUGGCUUCAAUGUGCAGCUUUUCAAACGGUGAACAAUCAAGGUAAUUCUAUCCAACACUGCUGAAUGCAUUUUUAGCCCUUUCGCUACAAUACAUAACACUUGACAGAAGGCUUGAUAUGGCAAACUCGUAACAAUCAGUUGUGCAACAACAGAUGCUUGAUUAUUUUAUAAAUGCUGUCAGAUCCAACAUCUUUUCCCAUGCAGAGGCCUGUACUACAAAGCAAGCUCAACAUAUCCAGGAUAUCUUUCAUUAUCUGGCUUGGCUACACCUAACAAGAACACUAAACAGUCACAAUAAGCUUGUUAAGUCAGCCCAGGGCUCUGGAAUCAAGUUCUCAUCGUAGAGAUGGUGUUGCCAUCAGAUGACCAAACAUAGAUGAAUCUAGAGUCACAUUUUUCCUAAACAAAGAAUAAACAAUAAUCGUAAACCAAUAUGAGGAAUUUAAAAAUAUAACGUAUCCUAAAAGCUGCCAAAUAUCACCGCCCCGUCCUUAAGCCAUGACUAUUUUUGACUAAUAUUGGGCUUCAACUGUGUAUUUAAAUAAACGUGUUGCUUAGAUUUAGCCUAUUACUAUGGCAUACAAUAGAAUUUUAGUCUUAUUCUCGGGGUCUUGGGAUCAAGGGAAGGACAAAUGUAAACGCAAAGUUUGAACCAGUUAGUAAGUUUUCAGAAAAUCUCCAACAGGUACAAGAUUUUUGCACUAUGCCAGGGCCUGUUUUUGGUUUAUAUCGCUAUACAAACGCAAUACAAAUUUCUAGCAGUUAACAGGAAGAAAAUAAAGCAAGGAAGACUGGAAUACAUAUCCAAAAAAGAUAGUCAUCUGGGAAAGAGAAAACAUUUAGAUGGUCUCUAAAACUCUUAACUUCUUAAGAGACCUUCUAGCUAUUUAUGCACCAAGCUCCACGAGGUCUUCUAGGAAUUGCAGCAACACUUUCCAAGAAAAUUUGAGAGAGAUUUGAUCCGUUAUCGUUACAAAACCUGCUCCAGAGAAGUUUCACUGUGCAGAAUGAGUUAGAAUGGAAGUGAGCCCCCAUCGUAACCUCAAAAACGCGAUUAAACCACAAGUUACCUCGCUAACCUUAAAUCCUGCUUUGUAGUACAGGCCUCUGCUCUGCUGUCUGACCCAGCCUUUGCCACAAAUCACUGCAGAGCAUCAAUCUAGCAUCAGCCAUGUGCAAUCACUCAUCCAGCAGACACAGAGCAACUUCAUUCGGAGAGGUGCUUCAGGCGACCUAUCGUUCUUUCUGGAUUUAUUUUUGUAUCAUCCGGCUCCUAAGAAAUGCAUGUGACUCUUGCUGAAUCCUGCAUCACCAGCUAGUUGCUAAUUGGCUUGUUUGGUGCUUGGUACUGUGCAAAUAGUCGACGUCUUAGUGAAAACAGCUGCCUUGUGUAAAUGGCGCAGCCCGUAAAAUCACAUUAAUAAGCUGAAGGAUGUUAAAAAGCUCCGUUGAGCUGCAGUCGGGUAAUAAUCUCUUUUUUGUUCGGUGUGAGCGACCCCUCUCAUUGCAGUCUACCUUGCUUUCAUUCUAGAAACUAUGGCCUUAGAUAUAUAUAUACAGUGUAGUUCACAGCAGCACUUGGUUUUUAGGGUUUUACCAUUAAAACCUCAGUGACGGUAUGCCUUCCUCAAGUCCAUACCUGUUAAAUCUGCUGUUUUUUGAUAUAAAACGGCAAACUCGGAUAGAUUACAUGCCAUUUUCUUUCUUAGAGUAAAGAAAUAUCCUCUAGUUCAUACUCAGGAACAGUGUGUGUCUGUUUGUGCGUGUGUGUGGGUCACUUGUAUGUGUGUGUUUUAAAACAGCAGCACUUUGACGAAGCAUCCAGCCGGAGCGUGGUGGUGAUGGUGGUGAUGGUGGUGUUCCUCUUCCUCAGAUAGUUAGACAGAGACUGUUUCUCAUCACAUCACAGGUUUAUCACUGAGAGGGAACAUUAUAAACCGGGGCAGGGAAUGUAAAACACACAUCGGCCAAGCUAUCUCAACUUUAUUUUUGAUGAUUUAUAGAGUUACUAUUCAGAGAAUGAAAAACAAGGAGAGUCGCAACUAAGCCAGCUAGUGUCGAUCGUGUACAGUAAAUCCCUAGAAAGUGUACAGUGUGUAUUUCUAACCCUUAUGUAGCCUAUGUACUGUAUGUGCCACAGCGCCUGCUUCUUCAAUCAUUCCAUUAAUUCACCGAUAACUGAGUCGUCCUGCUAUUGUUUUUUUGUUUGCUUUUUUGUCGGUUCUUGAAUGUUGCUGUAAGUUUUAUGGGAACAUCUACACAACCGGGCCUCCUCAGAAUCCAUUCAACUAGCACACUGCGAGUAUGUGUGAUUACGGACUGCAGUUUGCAUCGUAAUAGCCAUUGUUUAAAAAAAAAAAAAAAAAAAAACAGUAAAUGAGACUGUUCUGUUUGUGUUUGAAUGCUCAGGCUAAACACUGCCCAGUGACUGUUCUCCUCCAGAAACGAUGUGGUCUUAAAUCCCUCACUGUUACAGAGCAAAGCUACUGUUUGAUCUGUUUAUCUUUGUAGCUGUUUUCUUCUCUGUUAGCCUGGCCCGUGUUUGUACUUUCCUAAAAAAAAAUAAUUAUUAUUUUUCGACCUGAAGUGACACCAUGGCACAGACAAAUCUGAGAAAAGUGGAGCUGAUGUUUAAUAGAGAAAGUCGGCUACAUUUUUUAUAUUGUCAACAAAUCCCAUCCUAUUAAAACCACAAAUCUUUAAAACUAAAGUAUCUAGUUUCAUUGUUUUUUAAAAUUAUUUUAUGACAACCUUAAUGCCAUUUGCACCCAUGUGGUUGUGCAUUUACCACUGACUUACUACAUUUUUUUAUAAAUAGCCUGGCACUGCAUAUUUUAUAUAACUCAUUAGGAACUAUUUUUAGCAGUGGAUUGAUACAGUUAAGCCAGAAAUGAUUAACAACUGUGCCAAAUUUUGAUUUAGAGUGACUUUUAAUUUGAUCAGUAGGCUUCUUCUGGCUGGAAAUGGCAUAAACAAGCUACAAAAGACAGCAACACAGUUUGUUAGAGACGUUUAUGAAAAAUGUUAACUGUUUCUUGAUUUUUUUUUUUGUUAAAAAAAUGUCCUGUCCAAAAUUAUUCAUACGCUCAAAUGCAAUUGUUUUGCCGUACCGUAUUUUGUCACUUGUUUAUGCAAUUUCCAGACGAAGCCUAUUGGUCGAACUAAAAUAUCAAAAUUAAGCAUGAGAAAGAAUCAUUUUGGGCUUAACUGUACAUUUGGUGCUCUAGUGAGAAUCUAUAGCACCAGAUUACAGCAUGUGGACCUAACCGAAAAUAAGCUCCAGUGCUGGUAUUCAGCACAUGCAAUGCUCUAGUUAAGUGUGGCUCCUUUAUACAUUUUUAAUAUGUUUCAAUAAGUAUGGGCGGCACACAGUAAUAAAGGCCACACAGAGAAUACUUGGUAGUAAUUCCUUGUUGGUUUUGGCCGUUCCGCGGGAUUUGUUGACAAUAGGAGAAAUAUAUUGCCAACCUUGUCCUUAAAAGCCCUGCAGGCCCACAUAGUUAUUCCUGCUAGUUAGACCUCUGCUCAGCUGUGCAUGCUGUGAAUUAAAUGGCGAGCCGGUGUACGCACGUGAAUAAUAAUAAGUGGACAUUAUCCCACUGCAGCGGGUACACAGACUUGAACAGAGGUCUAAUCAGGAUAAACUAGAGGAAAACACCUGUAAGGUUUUACCACAGGUACCACAUAUGUAGGGGCUUUAAGUUCGAUAUAGUUGGAAAGGUUUCCUAUUAUUAAUAGAUCUUGUUUUCUAAUAAAUGUGUUCAAGCUGGGCCCCUUAAAAUAUGUAAUUUUCACAGCCUUUCUGUACAAUGUUGAAUAUGGCAUAUAAGUGCCGCAUUGUGGUGAUCUAUGGAAUUGCACUUUGACAUAUGUGUGUACGUAUGUGUGUGUGUAUGUAUGUAUGUAUGUAUGGGGGGUGUCAGUGUAACUAAUACACAAAAGUAAUGUACAGCAUGUCUGAGAGGAAUUGUACGCUACCUGUACAACGUCUCAGCGAUUUGUAAAUAGCCAAAGUCUUCCAUUAUAAUGUUGGUAUGACCUUGUGGAGAGGAUGAACACUGAUCCCCAUGUACAGACCUUUGAAGUGAUGUUUAAUUUCAAAAAUACAUCAAUGUUUAUUUGACAGAAACACAAAAUAUUGCUUCACCUAAGAUAUUUUCUUUUGCACCAGCUCAAAAACCCAGGAAACUAUGGGAGUCAAAGACUUAAAAAAAAACAAAAACAAA